Messenger RNA from Acipenser ruthenus (sterlet), 1268 nucleotides. Its product is annotated as potassium voltage-gated channel subfamily E member 4-like. Bases 260 to 781 code for a protein of 173 amino acids. The transcript is spliced from 2 exons. Gene Ontology annotation, biological process: ventricular cardiac muscle cell action potential; regulation of heart rate by cardiac conduction; membrane repolarization during action potential. Gene Ontology annotation, cellular component: membrane. Gene Ontology annotation, molecular function: delayed rectifier potassium channel activity; potassium channel regulator activity; transmembrane transporter binding. The record is from RefSeq and is a predicted model, not a curated record. NCBI's taxonomy places the organism in Eukaryota, Metazoa, Chordata, Actinopteri, Acipenseriformes, Acipenseridae.
AUGGUUUCACUUGACCGUAACCUCGCUAUGAAACGCACGCAGCUGAAAAGUGUUCCUGCACGCCUGAAGAGGGUCACACGUGACUUCGUACAUACCACAGUAACAGACUAUUUAAACCGAAGUCAACUGUACAGCAGCGAGCAGAUCACUACAUGUUCACAGUGAGACCAAGGCAGGACCACAGUGAUAAACUUAAGAAAGGAGUUACCACAAGCCAUUCUCUACAGUUCCUUGAAGUGGUUCUAUCUAAGCAAGCUCAAUGCUGACAAUGGAAGGAGCUAAUGUCACAGAACCUAUUCCUACGAAAACCCCUGAACCACACGGCGCGGUCAACGUCAAGGAAGGGGGCAACGAGUACCUGUACAUACUUAUCGUGAUGUCCUUCUACGGGAUCUUCCUACUGGGUAUCAUGCUGGGCUACGUGAGGUCUAAGAAGAGGGAGAAGAAAUCCAACGUAUUCUUAUUGUACGAAGAGGAGGAGAGGGAAUGGGGAGGCGUGGUGAAGAAGCACAGUCUGCCUUACAUUUCAGGUCUCAGAGCUGUCCAGGUGUCGCUGCCCUUCAGUGCCCUGUCGGAGAGCAGGGUCCCCGCGGCGUUCGCCUGCGCUCUAUGUUCCAUGGAAGAAAUUAGCGUGAGUUCGGUGUGCUCGUCCGCGGAUAUCCCCUUAGCCAUCGAGGAAGAAUCUGACAGCGAGAACAGAGAAGGCUCCGGCGCGCUUCUUAAAGAGAACUCUGAAAACAGCGAAGGUUCAUCACAAGUCAUCAAUGAAACGGCCAGCUAGCACAGCACCUAUACAUUAGCAUCAUCAUCAUCAUCAUCAUCAUCAUCAUCAUCAUCAUAAUAAUACAUUGAGAAAAAAAAGUCAAAAUAUUACUUGGUUUCCAUUUCUACCUGUGAGUUUGAAACAUUCAUGGCUUCUUUUUGGUGGAAAUAUAUAAUUAAACUCUUGCACAGAUCAGUGAUUCAAGCAAAGUUAUAGAGACUACAUUUAUUUCGUUAUUUGUAUUGCUAGAGUUGUUGCAAUUAGCCUGGAAUGACUUGAAAAAAACAAUCUAAAACUUCAAACAGUUUGUUGCCAUUUCUAUGCUGUAGUAAUAUUCAUUAAUCUCAUGUUGUAGAUUUAUUGGUUCCUGUUAUAUUGUGUAAAUACUGUAAAAUGAUGAUCUGUAUAUAAUUAUUCAGACUUUUGUAUUUAAAUGUUGUGUUGUGUUCACUUUUUUAAUAAGUGAAAUAAAAGUCUUAAAAAAACGUAUACAGGAUAUAAUGUU